This is a messenger RNA of Spodoptera exigua (beet armyworm), 1401 nucleotides long. The record is from the annotation of a GenBank genome assembly. NCBI's taxonomy places the organism in Eukaryota, Metazoa, Arthropoda, Insecta, Lepidoptera, Noctuidae.
CUAUCUGUGGUGUGUAGUUUUAUUAUGAAUAAUAUGAAUCUGUCAAUGUCAAAGUUUAUACUGAAAUAUUUUUGAUAUUUUAUCAAAAAAUAAAUAAUGAAGUUAUUAUAUACGAUUUCGAGAUAAAUACGCAUGAAUCUAAAUCGAUAUACAUACAAAUCCUUAUAAGAAUCGUUCAAACUAUAACAAAAUGACUGAUGAACGGAAUUUUCGUUCGUCCUAUUAUGAAAAGGUUGGAUGCCGGGGGGUGGAAGAAAAAAAAUCUUUAGAAAUACUAAUGAAAGAAAAACCAUGGGACAAAGUGAAGCUAAAACAGUUCUGUUUAAGGUUUACAGUGCCUGCAGCUUACAGGAAUCUGGUAUGGAAAGUUUUAUUAGACAUACUGCCUGUGUACCCAGACUCUCACCAGUUUGUAAUGGAACAGCGCACAGAACAGUACCAAGAUCUAUUGUAUGCAGUUGAAAAGUUUGAUUUUGUGUCUAUGAACGCUCCAAGGACCCAGGUGUUGUUGGAAAUGUGGUUACUAGAAAAUGAAGAGAGGAAGCCACCGCUGUUCCCAGAAACUAAUUUCUCUUCAGCUGACACAUUUAUACCUAUAGUGAACACACUGCUGGAGUUGUAUGACGAUGAAGUAGAUGUGUACUGGCUGGCUAAAAGCCUCACAGAUGUAGUACGGAACAUGCAGAGGGAGCUGCCAAAACUAAAAGAAGCAUUUAUCACCAUGCUUGAAAAGGAAGAUGGAGAUGUGUUUAAUCACUUGGUGGACAUCAGUGCUUUGGAGGUGUUGCCACUAACAAAAUGGUUCAAUUGUUGCUUUGCCGGUGUUUUGGAUGACACAUCCCUUACCAAAAUUUGGGACAAGGUAUGCAGUGGUGCUCCAAAGAUCCUCUCAUUUGCUGCUGUUAUGCUUGUUAUUACAUUACGCAGAAACAUACUAAGAUCAAAACAUUCUGAUGAAGUGCUGAAAUGUGUCUCACAGAUUCCAGAACAAUGUGAGGAAGUAGUGGCCAAUAAAGCUAUUGAACUGUGGCAGUACUACGGUGCACAGCCACAAAAUGAUACUCUGGCCAAGAAAUGAUGUAUGACCUUCUAAUGGGGUGACCUCAUUAGAAGGAAAACGGAAUAUUCUAACAGUGGAAUAAGUUUUGGCAGCUUAGCUUGAAUAAUGUUACCUGUAUGCAAAGGCUGUUAUUGAAUUUAUAUGAUAGCAACACUUUUUAUUGCACAAAUAUAAGAUGUUCAGAACUUUAAUGACAAUGUUAUAUUUAAGUGUAGUGGUAGCCUUAUAAGAUAUUACAUGCACUUCUAGUGUAGGCUUGUAUAUAAGCAUGUACAUAAUAAAGCUACAUUCUCAAUCUAGGCCUUUUCAUACAGGGGUUUGUGUAAUGUGAAGCUAUGCAG